Cladocopium goreaui is the source of this 426-nucleotide messenger RNA. NCBI's taxonomy places the organism in Eukaryota, Dinophyceae, Suessiales, Symbiodiniaceae. The record is from the annotation of a GenBank genome assembly.
AUGACGCCGGGUUCCUUCGUGGUGCCAGCCUUGACGACUUCAGCCAUGUAUCCACAGGCCACUCAGGGACUGCCUGGGGCACUCCCUGGUGCUGUCCCUGCGCCUCGCUAUUCCUACAACGCCCCCGGCGCCAUGGUGGGCGCCCAAAAAAAGAUUCCGGGCUGGGACGCCAAUGGUGGCCAAGAAAUCACAGAUAUCACAGGUGGUGAUAUUCACCUGGCCGCCAAAGCGGGCGACAUCAACGCGGUGCGCCAGAUCCAGCGAGCCAAGCCACAUAGCGUUCACAUGGCGGACGAAACAGGACAAAUGCCACUGCAUCAUGCAGUGGCUCAAGGCCAUUUGCACAUGAUCAACGAGCUGCUCAGUUGUGGUGCAGAUAUCGAAGCCACCAACCACGAUGGUAGGGAAUCCCAGUCAUUUCGUUGA